Molecule: messenger RNA, 579 nt
Organism: Anopheles maculipalpis
Lineage: Eukaryota; Metazoa; Arthropoda; Insecta; Diptera; Culicidae
Product: probable phosphomevalonate kinase
Exons: 2
Coding region: 1-579 (192 amino acids)
Biological process (GO): isopentenyl diphosphate biosynthetic process, mevalonate pathway; cholesterol biosynthetic process
Cellular component (GO): cytoplasm
Molecular function (GO): phosphomevalonate kinase activity
Source: RefSeq, a predicted model, not a curated record
AUGGACAACGCAGAGGGCAAUCCCUUACCACGGAUCAUACUCCUGCUCAGCGGAAAACGGAAAUGUGGCAAAGACUUUCUAGCGGACGCCCUGCUUAAAAAGCUCGGAACGGAAGUGGCACAAAUAGUACGCAUCUCGGAACCCAUCAAACGACACUGGGCCGACUGUAUGGGGUUGAAUUUGGGCGAGCUUCUCAGUGACGGUGCGUACAAGGAGCGGUACCGCAAAGAGAUGAUUGAAUGGAGCGAUGCACGUCGGCAGGAAGAUUACGGUGUGUUUUGUCGAGCGGCGUGUACCACAAUCAAUCGGCCAAUUUGUAUCGUAAGCGAUGUACGGCGGAAGACGGAUGUGCGCUACUUCCGGGAAUCGUUCGGCCCGGAACGGAUACGUACGGUGCGGAUUGAAGCGAGCGAAGCGAUACGUGCGGAACGAGGAUGGCAAUUUCAAACGGGCGUUGAUGAUGUACAGUCGGAAUGCGAUCUGGAUGACUAUGGACCGUGGGAUCUGCUGGUGACGAAUGAGCAUACGGACGAGGUGGAAGCGUUGUUGGAGAGAUUGACGAAGUUGGUCAUGAGCUAG